Messenger RNA from Toxotes jaculatrix (banded archerfish), 2940 nucleotides. RefSeq names its product STIP1 homology and U-Box containing protein 1 (gene stub1). Lineage: Eukaryota; Metazoa; Chordata; Actinopteri; Toxotidae. Bases 246 to 1100 code for a protein of 284 amino acids. Gene Ontology annotation, molecular function: protein-folding chaperone binding; ubiquitin protein ligase activity. Gene Ontology annotation, cellular component: cytoplasm; Z disc. The record is from RefSeq and is a predicted model, not a curated record. Gene Ontology annotation, biological process: proteasome-mediated ubiquitin-dependent protein catabolic process; positive regulation of proteolysis; protein quality control for misfolded or incompletely synthesized proteins. The transcript is spliced from 8 exons.
CGUAAGCGCUUGACGUCAGCAUAACAACAACCUGUCAAGACAGCUCGUAUGGGGAGAAAAAAUCGGUUAAGAUUUGAUAUCACAGUAUAUUAAAUCUAUCUUACCUGUAUGUAAGAUCACCUCUAUAAGUGUGCGAGAUCCAGGAGGGACAGGGCAUUUUUGAACCUGUCAGUUAGCCAGCCGAAGAGACGGGGAACAGGAUAGGGAAGCAGGGCGAGGCGGGCCCCGCGGAGCCGGCGGAGAAAAUGGCCGGCAGCCCGGAGAAGAGUUCCACAGCGCAGGAGCUGAAAGAGCAGGGGAACCGGCUGUUCCUCUGCCGCAAGUACCAGGAAGCUGCUACAUGCUACAGCAAAGCUAUUAACCGUAAUCCGUCUGUGGCAGUGUACUACACCAACAGGGCUCUCUGCCAUGUGAAGCUGCAGCAGCAUGACAAGGCUCUGGCAGAUUGUAAGCAUGCGCUGGAGCUGGACAGCCAGUCAGUCAAGGCCCACUUCUUCUUGGGCCAGUGUCACCUGGAGCUGGAAAACUAUGAUGAGGCCAUUGGCAACCUGCAGAAAGCGUAUAACCUGGCAAAAGAACAGAGGCUGAAUUUCGGAGACGACAUCCCCAGUGCCUUGCGCAUUGCCAAGAAGAAACGCUGGAACAGCAUUGAAGAGAAGCGUAUUAACCAGGAGAACGAGUUACAUGCUUAUUUGACCAAACUUAUUCUGGCUGAGAAAGAAAGGGAGUUAGAAGAAUACAAAGAAAAACAGGAUGACAAUCAAAAUGGAGGCGAUGCUGCCAAGAUUGCAUCGAAACAUGACAAGUAUCUAAUGGACAUGGAUGAGCUCUUCUCUCAAGUGGAUGAGAAAAGAAAAAAGCGGGAAAUCCCAGAUUAUCUCUGUGGGAAAAUCAGUUUCGAGCUGAUGAGGGAGCCCUGCAUCACACCCAGUGGAAUCACCUAUGAUCGCAAGGACAUUGAAGAGCACCUACAGCGGGUGGGUCACUUUGACCCCGUCACCAGGAGUCCCCUGACCCAGGACCAGCUGAUCCCGAACCUGGCCAUGAAGGAAGUCAUCGAUGCCUUUAUCCAGGAGAACGGCUGGGUGGAGGACUACUGAGGGGGCACCCACCUCCCAUUUCUCCAUCAUACCCCGAUACUCAACACAAAGCCUGGACAACACAAGACUUUAGAGAACAGAUCACCCCUUGCCUGGAUAUGUACUUUACACAAGCGGGAGAAGCCACACUGUGGACUACCAAAUGGGAGCCGUGUAUCUCGGUCUGCCUCUCCUCCCCACAUUUUAUCUUUGCUGUAAAACUUCCUGCUCCAACUUUCUGAGGCUCGGCAUUCAUGGCCCGCUGCUCCCUUUAAAAACCCUAUUCCUUCUGCCUUUUCUAUACUUUCUCUCCUAAGUUCCCCUUCUCCUCUGUCAUGCUGUUUCUAGUCUUUCAACCCUGACUCCUUUCUUUACUCAAAUAAGGGGCCAUGUUCUCAGGUCUCUUCAUGCUCCCUCCUUUCUUCUUCUCUGUCUCUCUCUUUCUCUUGAGUGCCACAAUCCUUUGGAAAGCAUCAGCAUUGCACUCCAGUGUUUUGCAGACACCACCACUAUACAGAAAUCUAUGUUUUGGUUGCAGAAUUUAUUAAGACAUUGGCUUUCUAUUUGGCGUUAACUCUAGUGUUUCGUAAUAAUUUUUUUUUCUUUGAAGAAUGGAGCAUUUGCCGACUUCUUAAUGAACAUUUGCUGAAGUGGUAACUAAAAUGCCAAAACCAUGUUUUCAACUAGGGUAACUAGUUUGUAUGCAAGUUUUACAUGAUGAUAACUGAAAAAUAGUCAAGGAUAAUUGUUUCACUUAGCAUUUAAACCUGUUGUGAGUCAACUGGCAUGAAUGUGGCGCUCCAGACAAACCCACCUGUGUCACCAUACUGUACAACUUUGAGUAGAUUGUUGUAUUUUUUUUUCUUUAAAUCUUUGCAAUCACACCCUAAUACAGACAAUUGAAAUACGUUGAAUGUAUGCAUACUAUACUCUUUAGGUUUGACCUACAGUAAUUCAAAAUGUUUUUUAACAGGACAAUGUAAGGUUGUCAUGAAAAAACAACCUUGAACUGGAUACAGAAAAUGAAUGAAAAUGACUGCUGCACAGGAAAAACAAAAAGUUAUCACAUUGCUGGAUAUUCAUUGAAAAUAUUGAAAUGUUUGAAUUUUGAUAGAUGACAUCAACUGUUCGGGCUGAUGCUGAAAUCUGCUUUGAUGAAUGGUCUGUGCUGUCUGUGUCGUUCAUAGAAACAAAAAUGUGCUCGGACGUUGUGUUUGGCUCGUGCCGUUUGCCUGGAAUGGCAGUGGAUGCUCACAUCAAGCAUGAAGUGUUGCUUUGCAAAAAAACAAGAGGUCGGUUGUCAUUUUCCUCACUUUUUUUUGCUGUUCAUUUUAUGCACCUUCUCCUCCCAGUGUCACACUUAGAAAAAAAGAAAGAAAGUAAAUGGGUAUCACGGUUUGUAUAAACCACUCACCGGUGUUAAACUGACUUUAAGUUUUGGAAUAUCCUGUUACAAGGAUUUGAGGUUCACUAGCAUCCCCUGUACCAACCUCCUCUUCGUUAGAAGUGCUGGAAGAGUUACGACCAUCUUAUCUCAUCCAUACCUCAGUCCAGGUUUUUCGCAUGCUGGUUUGCUGGCAUUCUCUAUAAAACACAUUUUCAGUUCCGUGCUGUUAGUUUACAGGUUUUUCUGCUGAAUUUGCGUCUGUGGUGAAUUAGGCCUGUCGGUGGUCCGUGUUGGGGAGCAGGCAGUGUAAAUAAUUUGCUUGUGUAUCUCAGAUUUUAUUUCUUGACAAAAUAGGGUUUUUUUUUUUUCUUGAGAAAUCCUAGAGCUUGAGAAACUGUAUUAAAUGUAGAUAUGUUGAUAACAUGAAUGCCUGGUUCAGUUUUCAUUUGUUCCCAAUUAAACCGUGAACUUUGA